This is a messenger RNA of Habropoda laboriosa, 1473 nucleotides long. RefSeq lists its product as uncharacterized. The transcript has a single exon. The coding region runs from base 1 to 1473 and encodes 490 amino acids. The record is from RefSeq and is a predicted model, not a curated record. NCBI's taxonomy places the organism in Eukaryota, Metazoa, Arthropoda, Insecta, Hymenoptera, Apidae.
AUGCAAAGUCGAGCCGCUUCUUCAAAUCCUUCCGCGAAGGCUUCAGCCAGCCAAGAUAAAGAUAUUAGCGCUUUGCGUCGGAAACGUGGCCAAAUAAUCGGCCAUUUGACUUCAUUUACAAAGUUUCUCGAGCAAUACGAAAAGACAGUAGACCGCGAUAGGCACUUGAUGCAAGCCCAUCUCGAUGGAACAGCACAGGCGUGGAAAAAAUUCGACGACAUUCAAGACGCUAUCGAAGAACUAGACGAAAAUGAGACAGAUCGCCGAUUCGAAUUGCAUAACAAUUACUACGCCGUCACAGCACGGGCUAGAAAACUCUUAGACGAAGAUCUCCACGCGACCACGAAUACUCGCGCAGCAUUCUCACCCACUAUAUCUACAUCCGCGCCCAUCACCGUAAAAUUGCCAGAAAUGCGUUUACCCACCUUUGACGGGACCAUAGAGGAUUGGGACUCCUUCUUCGAUAUAUUCGAAUCGACCAUCGAUCGAAACGAAAACCUGACACCGGUGCAAAAACUACAGUACCUGCGCAGUGCAUUGACCAGAAGGGCCGCUACCUGCGUUCGAUCUUUAACAACAAGGGGUUCGAACUACGAGGUUGCGAUCGAAUUACUUAAACAAAAAUUUGAUUGCACACGCCGUAUUCUACUACGCCACGUAGACGCGAUUCGCGAUCUUCCAAGAUUAUCACGGGAAACUCCAGAGGCACUAGGAGAACUUGUCGAUACGUAUAACUUACAUCUGCGCGCGUUGAAGAAUAUGGGCGAGCCGAUCGAGGCGUGGAAUACCGUGUUAAUCUCCAGCAUCUUAUCGAAAAUCAGUUACGAGACCGCGUGGCAAUGGGAACUGACGUUAACAAAUAAAAAGAUGCCAGCGUAUAACACCCUAGUAGAUUUUUUGGAAAAACGGGCAAAUUGCGCGUCAGCCAUAAAACCGCCCUUUGGAAAAAGGGAUUAUAAGGACUCGCGACAGACAUCAUCAACCGCCCCAAAGACCGUACCGCCGCGGUCAUACGCGUUCAUCACGACACAAACCCAACGAUCGUGUCCCAAUUGUCAAGGACCGCAUGACAUCUGGGCAUGCGAGAAUUUCCUCGCUAACACAGCGUCUAAGCGUUUUGAGAUCACUCGAAAAAUACGUCUCUGCACAAAUUGUCUUCGACCAGGGCAUUCAGCAGAAAGAUGCAACAGUAGCUCGUGCCGCGUGUGCAACAGUCGACAUCACACACUACUGCAUCGGAAGGAAAAUUCACGUCGACAUUCAUCGUCACCCAGAGCCAUACAACGUACGCGAACAUCAUCGUCCUCAUCGUCAACACCGCCGCCCUCGCCAACGAAAUCGUCGCGCAGAUCAGGAUCUCCACCCGAAAGAUCACGGACAGACCACAAUAGCCAACGAAAACCGCAACGGAAGUUACGUCCAAAUAAAUCAAGGCCGCAAUCACCCGGAAGCGAGAGUCCAAAAUCCGAUUGA